AUGCGCAUGCGCAGAGCAGUAUAUCCGAAAUAAGUCGAGAUUGGAAUUCUGUUCUUCCACGUCAAAUUUAAUAAGAACUCUUAGAUAUAACUAUUUCUUCAAUGGUAAUUACAAUCAAACGCAUCUGAAACUUUAUGACAUCAGAUUUGUCGAGUGCCGACUUGUCGAAAGCUUCUUUCUGGAAAUCAACGACUGCUAAAGUUCCUGGAAGAAUGGAACCCAUAAAACCAGUUUUCGGUGCUAAACAUCCGCCUUGGGGGGCAAAAAAGCCAGUUAGCAUACCGAGUACUCCUAGCAGAAAAGGAACUAAAAAGAGAAACGAUUCCCGGCACUCAUCAGAUGAUUCUUUUGAAAAUUAUGAACUAAAAACAAACGAUGCUUGGGAUAUGAACGAAGAUGAUUUGAUGCUCAACUUGAAUAUGAAAGAUGUAAAAGAAACGGCAGAUAAAGUCCUUUAUAACCAUUCAAAAGAGUCUAAAUCACAAAUAGCCUCAAAUAGGCAUCAGACCGGUCCAGGUUUAGGAAAACGUUUAGAAUCACCUAAUGUACAACAAGUUACCAGAACAACUCCACGAAAUGAUGAACGGCAAUGGCAGCGAUUAGAUAAAUUCGAAAGGCUAAUAUGUGCAGCUAAUGUCGAUUUAGAAAAAUUGAGAGAAGAAUCUUGGCAAGGUGUACCUCCUGAAUAUAGGUCAAUCGUUUGGAAGAUAUUGUGCGGGUAUUUACCUCCAGCUUUGGAUAGAAGAAAUGCUACUCUAAAAAGAAAACGUCAGGAAUAUUAUACCACUAUAGAACAUUACUAUAAACAACGUCUUCAAUCAGAGCAUCAAGAUACUUUUAGACAAAUCCACAUUGACAUUCCCCGAAUGAGCCCACUCAUACCUAUUUUUCAGCAAAAAGAUGUUCAAGAAGUGUUCGAGAGAAUUUUAUUUAUUUGGGCAAUUCGGAAUCCCGCUAGUGGCUAUGUUCAAGGAAUUAAUGACCUCUUAAUCCCUUAUUUUAUCGUAUUUGCUAGUGACCAUAUAAAAGAGACCGUUGACAUAUCUACGUGCACUAUUUCUGAACAUUUAAAUUCAAAGCAGUUUGAUGAAGUGGAGGCAGAUAGUUAUUGGUGUUUCAAAACUCUCCUAGAUGGAAUUCAAGACAACUAUACGUUUGCCCAACCAGGAAUACAGAAUAAAGUUACCUGCUUAAAGAACUUAAUUAGCAGAGUUGACGAUAAACUGCAUGAACACUUAGAGAAAGAGAAUGUAGAUUUUCUUCAAUUUAGUUUUAGAUGGAUGAAUAAUUUGUUAAUACGAGAAGUGCCGAUUUCCUGUUGCUUACGGAUAUGGGAUACGUAUUUAGCCGAGUCAAACGGCUUCGCCAAUUUUCAUGUUUAUGUUUGUGCCGCUCUCUUACUACGUUUUAGCUCGGAUUUAAAAAGGGAAAAGGAUUUUCAGGGAAUUUUACUCUUCCUCCAAAAUUUACCAACUCGUCAGUGGACAAAUGACCAAAUUAAAGAACUUCUAGCUCGAGCUUAUAGCUUACAGUAUACCUUCAAUGAUGCUCCGAAGCAUUUGAUAGCCAGUGCUCUAAUAAAAGAAAAGACGAUAAUGUCGUGUGGAGAGGACAUUGAAGCUCGUCCAGGAACUUUCUUUUUUUCUCAAAGGUAUGCCAAAUCAUCUGCCGCUGAAAUUACGAAACGGAAGCGAAUUCCCGUUGAAGAGCUACCGGGUGAACUGCGUUUUUCCAAUCUAAAUCCUCGUUUAGCGGCCUAUUUAUCGCACAAAGAGGCGAAUUUAUCUGCUGAAGAUGCUGAGAAAGUGGGCGAUAUAAAUCUCGUCGUUAAUCAAUUGAGGCAUCAGCUAGAUUCGACUUUGACGAACGACGAAGAUUCUCAAAGAUUCUUAAUGAAUGAAGCUAUCAUUCAAGCUCCCUCCAUUCUAGCUCAACUAUCUAAGUUAUUAUCAGCAAUACGAGCUCCCAUAAAGGUUCCAAAGGGUUUAGAAUAUCAGCUAGAAAGUGGAUAUGAUGAAUUAACUGUCGUUGUUCAUUUCGUCAAAAGAGAAUGGCAAUUGACCGAAAAUAGAGAAAAAUGGGCUAAGGAUCAUCCAAAUUUUGCGCCAACUCAGGGUAUUAAGAUUGAUCUUGAAACAGAAACGGAUAACCCGGCCGCUUCGUCUAAGCUUACUCCUAAAUCUACUCCGAGAGAAUACAAGCCUUCAAAACCUCAGACUUUAGCUGACAUUGCGGAGUCAUCUAGUUUGUCGUCUACAAAGAGUCCAAGGACUAAUAAUUCUACUUCAAAACGUCACUUAGGUCCCCCCACUGCCGGCAGAAGAGUUAAACAAAGGUCUGAUUCUGUUAGAAGUGCCACUAGCAAAACAAACAUGUCAAUCGAUCAAUUGUCAAUGAACUACGGCUACCGAAUACCCACCAUGACCUUCUCUUUAGCUAAUAAGCAUGAGUGUGCUGAGAACGGUUGGGUUCUUGAAGUUACUUCAGAGCCAGGUGAAGAGGAGAAAUACAAAGUUCUACGUUGGGCCAUAGAAAAGCUAACAUUAGCCGGCCGAAAUGCCGAAGAGGAAAAGAAAAAGGAAGUUGUAAAAAAAGGACUAUUUGAACCUGGUGUUAGAUAUUUUGAAGAGCCUUCGGCCAAACCAAAAAUAAAUGAAUAUUUAACAGAAAACAUAAGAAAAGCCCUAAAACUUCCGUUUUCUGAAAUAUUACUUUUUUCCUUAAGCCCAAGAAUGCCUGCUGCUCCGUUUUCUAGCUCAAAAUGUAUGUUCUCAACAACUUCUUCAGGGGGAACAAGUAUUUCUUAUUACCCAUCGGGCAGGGUAGCUGUUCUAUGCUCUGAGGCAGAUAUUGGUUAUUAUACUAUUGCAUACGACGAUCAGCCAAUUAACAGAAUGGUGGCUGUUUUCACACCUUGUGGAAACGGGACUAUUUACCAUCAAAAUGGAGUUGCUCAUUUCAAUUGCAGUUCUACGGGAUAUAUACUUUCUAAUCCAAGCGGAACAAUCGUUAAAAGUUGUAAAUGGCCUAGUCAUCGACUUCCCGAUCCUGUAGUAAUAAAUCUGAAUAGACAUUUGACGUUCAAGACUGUUGCAAAGAGUUCUUCCUAUCUUUUAUUCACAGCUGGAAGGAACAGCUUAAGGUUUCCUGUAUCACCUGUAGAUGGCGCUUGUUGUCCUAGGAAGGAUCAAUUGGGAAAAUUACAAAGCCGAAUUCAGUAUACAUCCUUAACAGCUAAGGAAUUAAGUGAAGUAAAGAAUACAAAACGACGUAAGAAGUUGGACGAUUCACUAAACGUUAAAAAACGGACAGAAAUUGAUGAAACUUUAAGAGAACCGCUUCCGGGUGACGAAUACUUCGAUGAAUCGGAGAGGACAUUAAUUAAACUGCAAAGAAAGUGUAGGCUUAUAGUGGAAGAUUGGCUAGAUCAUUACAGAUUAGCUGUAGGUUUGAAAUCGGUGGAGCUACGAAAAGUACAGAGUUGGCAAAGACCUCACACUACAGCUUCUAUGAAAUCAUCGCCUGGAGGCGUUCGAGUAGUAAUCGAAAGUUCUGCUACCGCCUUACCGGAAGUUGACGAGAAGACUUCCAGAGCUACUUCCGCCCCAGCUGACCCGUCAAAGGCUACACCCAGAUCUCCAAUAAAAUUUCGCAAAGAAGCUUCGACAGACUAUCUACCUGGUAGACGUGCAGCAUCCUCAACGCCUAUUCGCGCUAUGCAACGUCCGAAGAGUGAAGUUAGAAUGCUAUCACCAGGUUUCUGGAUGACUUUGCCUGAAGAUGACUGGUGUGUUGUGAUGUUUCAAUCCUUUAAAGCAGGUUUGGACGCGGGGAGAUCACCCUUAAAAUCUCCGGAAUUCUUCGAGGAGAUUACUCUGAUUGUGCCUCAAUUACACCGUUCCCCACCCCAUCAUCCACCACCCAUUCGUACCUCAAAACCCCCCGAUUCUACUCGCUCAGAUGAGAAUGCAGUUUGGAGGAGAUGCCCUACAGUGUUGCGAAAUCGUAUUCUGGACCCAAAUUUGCCGCAACUAUUUCAAUGUCGAUGCAAAAGAAAUCUGGUUCCACGGCUUACAGACUUAGAAUACGACAAAUUUAUAGCAUCGCAUACCCCAUCAGAUCAGCUACUAAUUGUUUAUAUUAUAAAUUCGGAUUAUCCAGAAUCUUCCGGUUCUGCUGAAAAGUUGGAAAAGUAUUAUAUGACACAGCAAAAGGGUAGAACGUCUCCUUGCACUCAAUCUACGAUGGAUGAUUCCCGUAUCUUUUUCUAUGAUGUACGCACAGCAGCUGAUUUGACUGACUACAGCCAACCUCUACUUGUUAGGCGUCACAACGCAUCACCCGGCUUCUUUCUUAUGUACAUUCGAGGCAGUCUGUUUUUUUGUGAUCAUGUUUUAGACGGCUACGGAUUCGAUAGACGGUAUUUGGAGAGACAAGCGGCUCAAGUCCGUAAAAGUGCCAAAGAGAAGGGUCGGUCUCUCCCACACGAUUUCCGCUUCUCUCCCCUCCAAGGCCGACCUGGCGCCAGAGCGGCCUAUGGAGGCCAAAUGGCUGGACCGGGGAUAGAUUAUUCCGGCAAUCCAGGAUUAUCUUCCGAUUACGCUCUAAUGGAAUUAUCGGCCAGCAUUAGGGACAAACCGCUUGAAUCUCAAAUCGGGUAA
Molecule: messenger RNA, 4661 nt
Organism: Dimorphilus gyrociliatus
Lineage: Eukaryota; Metazoa; Annelida; Polychaeta; Dinophilidae
Source: the annotation of a GenBank genome assembly